Molecule: messenger RNA, 2459 nt
Organism: Medicago truncatula (barrel medic)
Lineage: Eukaryota; Viridiplantae; Streptophyta; Magnoliopsida; Fabales; Fabaceae
Exons: 6
Coding region: 187-2058 (623 amino acids)
Biological process (GO): intracellular signal transduction
Source: RefSeq, a predicted model, not a curated record
GUAUAUCCCAAUUGAAAUAUUUUAAAGAAUCUUGCUCACAAGACCAACCCUUCUUGCAGUCCAAAAAAAAAAAAAACUACCUCUUCUUUCUCUUAUAAAAUCAAUUAAUUAAUUUUUCCAAAUUUCACUAAUAUAAACCCCUAAUUUGAUUCUCUCCCCCAUAAUCCAACUUUCCACUUCGCCGUAAUGGGUCCCGAAGCUAACGGCACGGAACCCGAGAAACCAACAGAAGCAGUUCAACUUCAACCCAUAAAUAUUCCACUUCAUUUCGUCUUACCCGAAAAUCACGCUAACGGCCACGAAACCGUUACUAACAACGAAAUUAGUUAUGAACAAGGAGGUGUAGAUAGCAAAAACGAAGGGUUUAUUCAUCAUCCUCAUUCUCUUCUCCCAACGCCAGUUCCACCGGAGAUAUAUCAAACCAACAAAAACAACGAAUCUCCGACUAGCUUAUCCGUCACCGGAGGAACCAUGCCGGAUUUCGGCACGUUUAUCCGUCAAAGGAGCAAUGAUUUAUCAGCAGCGAUUGCGAAACGAGUUUCUUCCUUUCGACAAUCGGUUGAAGAGGAGAACGUGACAGAGUUCAAUCUUUCAGGACUCAGAGUCGUGGUGAAAACGAAACCUGGAGAAGAAGAAGAUGAAAAGAUGAAAGGGAGAAUCACGUUCUUCUCGAGGUCAAGUUGUAGAGAUUGUACCGCAGUGAGAAAAUUCUUCAAAGAGAAAAAGCUGAAAUUCGUUGAAAUCAACGUCGACGUGUUUCGUGAACGAGAGAAGGAGCUACGUGAAAGAACGGGAACGGUUUCGGUGCCGAUGAUUUUCUUCAACGAGAAGCUAAUAGGAGGAUUAGUAGCGUUAAAUUCGCUUCGAAAUAGCGGCGAAUUUGAACGGAGGUUGACGGAGAUGGUGGUGGAGGAAUACGCCGAUAACGAUGCGCCGGUGCCGCCGGUGUACGGUUGUGAUUAUGUUGAAGAUGAUCGGACGGAUGAGAUGGUUGGAGUUGUCAGGGUUUUAAGGGGGAGAUUGUUAGUUCAGGAUCGGAUUAGGAGGAUGAAAAUUGUUAAGAAUUGUUUUGAAGGGAACGAGUUUGUUGAAGUUGUUGUUCAACACUUCAAAUGCGCGCGUAAUGAGGCUGUUGAAAUCGGAAAAGAGUUAUCCAGGAAGCACUUCAUCCAUAAUGUUUUUGGGGAAAAUGAUUUUGAAGAUGGAAAUCAUUUGUAUCGUUUCGUUGAGCAUGAACCCUUUAUCCACAAAUGCUUUAAUUUUCGCGGUGCCGUAAAUGACAAUGAACCAAAGACAGCAGCUUUAAUUUGUGACAGGCUAACUAAGAUUAUGUCUGCCAUUCUUGAGUCUUAUGCUUCUGAUGAUAGAAAACAUGUUGAUUAUGCUGCCAUUAGCCGAAGCGAAGAAUUUCGUAGGUAUAUAAAUCUGACUCAAGAUCUGCAGCGAGUUAAUAUUGUUGAACUAUCGGAAAAUGAAAAGCUUGCCUUCUUCUUGAAUUUGUAUAAUGCCAUGGUCAUUCAUGCUGUUAUUAGCGUCGGGAGUCCAGAAGGUGUAAUUGAUCGGAGAUCCUUCUUCAAUGAUUUCCUGUAUUUGAUAGGAGGACAUCCUUAUUCUCUUGCUAUUAUUGAAAACGGUAUUCUCAGAUGUAAUCAGAGGUCACCAUAUUCCUUAAUGAAGCCCUUUAGCACUGGAGAUAAGCGGUUAGAGGUUGCUCUUGUCAAGUUGAACCCCUUAUUUCACUUUGGACUUUGUAAUGGUACAAAAUCUAGCCCAACCGUGAGGUUCUUUUCACCUCAUAGAGUUGUAGAUGAACUAAGAGGUGCUGCAAGAGAGUUCUUUGAGAAUGAUAGAAUUGAAGUGGACCUAGAGAAGAGAACUGUCCAUCUUGCGCGGAUGUUCAAGUGGUUCAGUGGUGAUUUUGGACAAGAGAAAGAAGUUCUUAAGUGGAUACUUGAUUACUUACAACCUAAUAAAGCAGGUCUAGUGACACAUCUCUUAAGUGAUAAUGGAUCUGUUAAUAUAUCUUACCAGAAUUUUGAUUGGUCAUUAAAUUCUUGAGUGGUGGCAGCCAAAGGAAAGAAUUUGAGUCAUAUGAUCUCAAAACAGAUAAUUCAUAUAAAUGUGUUUAUCAGUAUUGCACACCACUUUGGAGAUCAGUGUUAUGCAGAAAUUUUAGAUAGUAAAUUUUAGAUUAGUUUUAGUUUUCUUUUUUAAAAAAAAUAAGUUAUUCUUACGUAGGAAUAGAUUCUGUAGAGGAUUUACUAGGAUGAUGCUGUAGACUGCUUCGGAGUUGUGGAAUCAUAUGCAGGACUAGUUUCUUCGGCUGCUAAAUUUUAAACAAUACAGGCCAAAAGGCAAAAGCCAUAUCUUGUAACUUAUAUCAUGUACUUGUGUGGUUUAUCAAGUUUUUUCUAUCUUAUUAUAACUUAUAGCCAAACAUGUCACUUGUUGAUUUGAAA